This is a messenger RNA of Desarmillaria tabescens, 1624 nucleotides long. RefSeq lists its product as uncharacterized. Lineage: Eukaryota; Fungi; Basidiomycota; Agaricomycetes; Agaricales; Physalacriaceae. The transcript is spliced from 6 exons. The record is from RefSeq and is a predicted model, not a curated record. The coding region runs from base 237 to 1277 and encodes 346 amino acids.
AAUUGAAUUCCGCUUCUAGUUACUCUUCCUGAGGACUCCACUCUGCUAAAUAUAACAAAUCCUGCGCCCAUUUCUUCGUCGGCUGUGCUCUAAUGCCCUAAGGAACAUCAAGUACUUGUCGGUAUGCACUAGCGCCAACGAAAACAUUUCUGGACGUGUUUCAGCACCCACCAUAAAGGCUCUGAAUUUCUACGCAUCUCAUUAAACAUCUCAUUCAUUCUGAUCUUCCCUCCAAAAUGGCGUCACAGCCCGCAAUUCCAGACCUCACAGACGCAGAUCUAGCAAUGAUAUUCCAAGUGCUCGAUGCGUAUCUAAAUACGAUGAUACUGCAGGCUUUGUUACUUGGCGCAUAUAGUUGCAUACUAGCUAUUACUUUAUGGUACAUGUUUCGCGGGAAAGAACACAGAUACAGGGGAUUCAUGCUGUUCACAGUCCUCUCGCUCUACAUCCUCGCUGUGGUUGACUUUGCCUUCAAUUGGUCCUUCACGCGUACCGCGUUCAUAACCGACGGGCAGAAUUUCUGGAGUGUAUUCAUGGCGAUGUUCGGAUCUACAUCCUCGUUACGACCGCCUCAUUACCUAGUAUCUGGGAUCACAGGACUCAUCAGUACAGUCCUCGCUGAUAUUGCUUUGAUAUGGCGCUGCUGGAUCGUCUGGGGCCGCCGCUGGCUAAUCGUCUUAAUCCCUAUUUUGUGUACCAUAACCAGCGCCACGAUCAAAAGCAUACAGACCUAUCGUGGUCUACGGGACAUGGUAGACUCUGUAAGCCAGGAGUCUGCGCAAGCAUCGUCAAUCGACUUGACGACCGUCUACAUCGCAAUGGCUCUCGCUACAACACUCUUAUGCACUGUUCUAAUCGUGUAUCGUAUCGUGAGCGUUGGUGGAGCACGCUAUGCAUCGGGCAUCCGCACAUACCGGGGUGCCAUCGAGGUGGUCGUGGAGUCUGCAGCUCUCUUCUCGGCAUCUUUAAUCGUUUACGUAGCAUUGGUUGCCCACAAUAGUGUGGCGGAUGACUACUUGGAUGUCAUCGCGGCAGCAUUUAGGGGAAUCGCGCCCACCCUUAUCGUUGGCAGAGUAGCUUCUGGGCAUGCCCGCCCAGAUGAUUCAUGGAAGGAAACGGCAUUGACCGCCACGCCUUUUGAUUCUAUUCACUUUGCCCGUUCUCGUCACGAGAACAUGACGAGCACGCAGGACACGGUCGGUGUCAGUGCUCGAAGUAUUAUUCUCGUGGAUUCACAUUCCACUACAAAUGAAAAUGGGCAAAAAUUGAAUGUUUGACAACACCUGGUAUUACCUAACUUAGAGCCGUUGCUUUCGACGUGUAAUUUCCUAUCUAUAUGCAUAUGGAGAACCCAUAUUUCUUGGUUUUCUCGAUGUCACUCAAUUGGCGAAUGACAAUGCAGUACAUUUUCCAUUUUCAACUCUGCCGACCUAAUUGCAGGAGACUUGAGUCUUGCGUACUCCUGGCUUCUGGUCCAUGGCACUGUUCUGAGCUCUCUCGCGCCCACAACCAUCACAGUGAUUCCAUGCCUAACUUGCUUAGACGAUUACUUUGAUCGUCUCCAUCAUGGUCACCAAUACAGUGCCUGGCUGUGGUAACGCUUCAGUUGGUUCUCGGCGAUCAG